Molecule: messenger RNA, 3351 nt
Organism: Culex quinquefasciatus (southern house mosquito)
Lineage: Eukaryota; Metazoa; Arthropoda; Insecta; Diptera; Culicidae
Biological process (GO): transmembrane transport; monoatomic ion transport
Cellular component (GO): membrane
Molecular function (GO): monoatomic ion channel activity; protein binding
Source: RefSeq, a predicted model, not a curated record
CUCACUUAGUCAGUAUUCUCCCGCGGCUUAAGCUGGCCAGUAUGUCGCGUCCGUGUCGAGUCGUAUGUAGGCCCCAUUAAGGAGUUCUGUCAAAAUUUAAUUAACAUGCCGACAAAUAGUCAGAAACAUUCCAGCAGACCGGUAAUCGACAACCGUGUCCGUUUUACAAAGAUGACCCAGGAAAAGCAAGCCCCCGUAGCGGUGCCCGAGGAAACAAGACUAGAACUUGAAGAUACUCGACAGCAGAAACGCUCCGAGAGGAAACAGUUGCAGAUAUCACUCCAGAAGGCGCUGGAUGAGGUUAUCGCCGAAGACUCCAUCAACGAUGGUCUCGCGAUGCUUCAGAACCUGCUGGAGGACUACAAGUUUACCGUGCUGUACGACCUGAUCGAGGAGAUGAAGCACUGGGACACGCUGACGACCAUCCCCGAACCCAAGUCGUUCCUGUUCAACGCGAAGCUACAGCCGCAGCUGAGUCGGAUGCUCGAGAACAGUUUUCGCUAUCGACCGUAUCUAGAGUGCUUCAUACCGAGGUUCGACGCGGUCAACGAGAAAAUCUGCCCCGACUUGAACACGCCCCUGCACUACGCUGCGGAAGCGCUGAACAUCAGCUUCAUCGAGUGGUUGCUGGCACAACCCUCGAUCGAGGUCAACGCCCGGAACAAGCAACGCAAAACGGCCCUGUUUCUGCUGUGCGAGCAGUACGACGCCUGUCUGAACAAUCCGAACUUUAAGAAGCGUGCCCUGCAGGUCACCAAAAGCCCAGCGAAGACCGAUGAUAUACGGGAAUGUAUUCGAUUGUUAUUGUACCAUGGUGCGGACUUUAACAUGUUCAGCGAUCGGUUGAAGCUUCCGUUUGAGCUGUUGAUGAAGAACCGAUCCGAAGAUAACAAACAGUUCCUGAAGGAGUGCACCGGAAUCUUCCAGGGAGCGAUCGCGAUCGGCAAGACGAAUGAGCUUAAACAGAGGGUCGUUGGGUUCUACCAAGAACGAGCCGUGGUGAUUGUGACCGUUGAGCUGCUGGAACUGUUUCUGCGGUUCAACGAGCAGGAUCGCUUCAUGGCGGAGUUUGAGGUGUUAAACGUGAACAUCGGAAAUGUUAGGUGUGUCAUCAAGCUGCUGUUGCACACCGCAGUGGAGUUGAAUCAGGAGCGGUGCGUCAAGAAGAUCGUGGAUCAUGCCGGUCGGAAGAUCUUUCAGAUUGUGAAUCCCCUGCCAGGGAAGAGAGUACGGGUUUGUGAACCGGUCAACGAACCGAAAACAUUUGAGCUGAUGUACCGGCUGGAGCUGAAGGGACUGCUGAAGAAGGCUUGCGAGUGUGGGAAUGUGACCACGUUGGGACUACUGCUGGGUCACAUAACCGAUAAGGUGCUUGUGAACGACGAUCCUAUUUUGGUGAUCACGCUGAACCGAGCGCACGAAUUGUGGAAGCGGGACGAAGAGCGUGCCAAGGUGCUGCAGUGUGCCUCGCUGCUAGCGAAGGACCAAAAGAUCUUUCUGACGCGUACGGACAACAACGGGAACACGGCGCUGCACAGCGCGCUGAAGUUUGGCUUCACGGACAUUGCGCUGGAGCUGCUGCAGCAGAAGUAUGCAUUCCUAGGAGUUCGUAACAAGGACAACCUGACUCCGCUGGACUACGCACGGUACGACUUUUGGAAGAAAUACUUUGACCAGUGCGUCACGAUCGACGUGCGGCGAUCGUACUUUGAUCGCAACGAGGUUAGGUUAAACUUGAACGGGUUUGAUCCGUACAUAUUUAAGAAGCGCAUGGUUAAAAAGGCUAAUCAGAAGGAUCGCAGCGAGCUGAAUUUGUGGAGGAUUGUGGAGAAGGCUUCAGCGUCGAACGUUACAAAUAAGCCGGAGCAGUCGUUUGUAACGGAGAUGGACCCGGUGAAGAUCAUCGCCAAGUCAAAGGAUCUUCAGCGGCUGCUGGUGCAUCCCGUUGUGUACACCUUCAUCCAGGUCAAGUGGCUACGGCUGACCAAGUGGAGCUACAUUAACUUGAUAUGCACGCUAAUAACGGUGUUUUGCUUCAGUUGGCACUCGCUAGAUGCGUGCGAUGAUGGACGAUCUUCAAUCGUGCCAACCGUACUUACCUGGAUCGGUGCUGUUUACAUGAUCUUCCGGGAAAUUAUUCAGUUGCUAUUUCUACGCUUCAAUUACCUAUCGACAUUUGAAAACUAUUUGGACAUCGCCACGAUCACCGCCAUGAUUGUGGUUCUAUCAAACGGCUGUAACUCUAUCCUGUCCUCCUUAACCGUGAUCGCGUUCGCCAUGCAACUAACUGUCCUUCUCGGUUCGCUCCCGUUCAACAGCAUCGCCACCUACAUGCACAUGUUCAAAACCGUAUCGCUCAACUUCCUGCUCAGCUUUCUCCUGUUCAUCCCUCUGCUAGCGUCCUUCACGUACAGUUUCUACCUCUCGUACAACGAUCAAACCACCAACUCAACCGCUCCCGAAGACGACAACCCGUUCAACACGUUUGGCACCUUCUCGGACGCCGCCCUCAAGACCCUGGUCAUGACCACCGGAGAGUUCGAGGCGGCUGCCGUCGACUUUAGCGGCGGCAAAAUGCUCAUCUUCGUUCUGUUUAUCUUCUUCGCACCGAUAGUCAUUCUGAACCUGAAAGCCGUCAGUGACAUCACCGCCAUCCGCGAGCGCUCCGAACUAAUCAGCAUCAGCAAAAAGGUAACCAUUCUUGAACGCUACGAGCGGGGACUACGCGAAAUGCCGCUUGCCUUCAUCCGACGACUCUACCCGAGCUCGUUCUUCGAGAACCACUCGUACGUGAUCGUGGUGCGUCCCAACGAGAUGCGCAAGAUACUGGUGCAGUCGAUCGAGGAUCAGCCAGCGGACAAUCGUCGCGAUCAGCGAGCACCUAAGGGCGAGUGGAGGGUUGUGCCGAACAUUCCCGGAGGGUUUCUGGUGCGUGGAUCGCAGGGCCUGUUUGUGAACUUCAAGUUCUGCAAGUUUCCGCUGUUUUCUACGCUGGACGAUCACAUCAUGGACGAGGCGCUGAGGAUCGUCGAUCAGAGUAUUAUGGUGAAGGAGAUUCAGGAGAGUAGCAGGGCGGAGAUAGCUGCUAGCGGAAGAUCGCUGGAAGCGGAUGUCAAGCUGGAGGAACUCAGGCUUGAGAUGGAGAAAAUGAGCCGACUUUUGAAUAAAAUGACGCUGCAGAAUGCUCAGACGGGUAACAAGAUUGAAAAACGUAAGAAAAAACUAACUAAGGGUAAGAAAGGAAAAGACGUUGAAGAAAAGUUCAGAAAAGCAACAACAGUUGCGAAAGCAGUAGGGAAGUUUAAGAAAAAUAAGAAAAACAGGAAUAAGAAAGACUUGUAGAAAUUUAAA